AUGGCCGCCUUCGAUACCUACCAGACAACCCUCACGGGCCGCUACUGCAGCCAGGAGCUGUCCCACCUCUUCAGCCAGCGCUCCCGCCACUCCACCUGGCGCAAGCUAUGGCUCUACCUCGCCGAGAGCGAGAAGGAGCUCGGCAUCAACACCAUCACCGACGAGGCGCUCGAGCAGAUGAGGGCCAAUCUCACUGUCACCGACCAUGACUUUGAGGUUGCGCGUCAUGAGGAGAAGAUCCGUCGUCAUCACGUUCAUGCUUUUGGUCAAGCUGCCCCCGCUGCGGCUGGUAUCAUCCACUACGGCGCGACGAGCUGCUACGUCACCGAUAACACGGAGCUCAUCCUCAUGCGCGAUGCUCUCGAUCUUCUCAUCCCCAAGCUCGCCAAGGUUCUCUACAACCUGCAGCAAUUCGCCCUCGAGUGGAAGAACGAGCCAACUCUGUCCUUCACACAUCUCCAGCCUGCCCAGAUCAGCACCGUCGGCAAGCGAGCUGCGGGUUGGGCGCAGGAUCUUUUGAUGGAUCUCAAUGAGUUUGAGCGCGUGCGCGCUGAGCUCAAGUUCCGUGGUGCGCAGGGAACUACCGGUACUCAGGCCAGUUUCCUCGAGAUUUUUGGUGGUGAUCAUGAGAAGUGUGAUAAGCUCAAUGAGCUGCUCUGCCAAAAGGCUGGGUUUGAGGAGUGCUACGACAUCUCAACACAGACAUACACCCGAAAGGUCGAUUGUCUCAUCGCCAACGCCGUCACUGGCCUCGGCACCACCGUCACCAAGAUCGCCUCCGAUCUGCGACAUCUCGCCUUCAUGAAGGAAGUCGGCGAGCCCCGAGAGAAGGGUCAAAUCGGAAGCAGCGCCAUGGCCUACAAGCAGAACCCCAUGCGAUCUGAGCGUAUUGCCAGUCUCGCCCGAGUCCUCCAGUCCAAGGCCGCUACUUACCAGAGCACCCACUCCGCUCAGUGGAUGGAGCGAUCCCUUGAUGAUUCCGCCUGCCGACGAAUUGACAUCCCCGAGAUGUUCCUCCUCGCCGACGCCGUCGCCAUCACCCUCCAGAACGUCACAGAGGGUCUCGUCGUUUUCCCCCUCAAGAUCCACUCCAACAUCAUGGCCGAGCUCCCCUUCAUGAUCACCGAGAACAUCAUCAUGCGCCUCGUCGCAAUGGGUGUGUCCCGACAAGAGGCUCACGAGCAAAUCCGCGUCCUCUCCUUCGAAGCAUCCCACCAGGUCCAGAGCCUCGGAAAGUCUAACGAUCUCGUUGAGCGGAUCAAGAAGACCGAGUUCUUCAAGCCCAUCUGGGCUGAUCUCGAUGGCAUGAUGAAGCCGGAGCUGUACAUUGGUCGCAGUGCGCAGUUGGUCGAUAAGUUCUGUGGACCGGGUGGUAAGUUGGAGAAGAAGCUUGCGCCUUACCAGGAGUCUAUCCAGAAGGCUAAGGCUGCUGAGCUGAAUGUUUAA
Messenger RNA from Fusarium musae, 1446 nucleotides. RefSeq lists its product as uncharacterized. Gene Ontology annotation, biological process: 'de novo' AMP biosynthetic process. Gene Ontology annotation, molecular function: N6-(1,2-dicarboxyethyl)AMP AMP-lyase (fumarate-forming) activity; (S)-2-(5-amino-1-(5-phospho-D-ribosyl)imidazole-4-carboxamido) succinate lyase (fumarate-forming) activity. The record is from RefSeq and is a predicted model, not a curated record. Gene Ontology annotation, cellular component: cytosol. The coding region runs from base 1 to 1446 and encodes 481 amino acids. NCBI's taxonomy places the organism in Eukaryota, Fungi, Ascomycota, Sordariomycetes, Hypocreales, Nectriaceae. The transcript has 9 exons.